Molecule: messenger RNA, 963 nt
Organism: Anopheles coustani
Lineage: Eukaryota; Metazoa; Arthropoda; Insecta; Diptera; Culicidae
Gene: fabp
Product: probable fatty acid-binding protein
Exons: 2
Coding region: 80-475 (131 amino acids)
Biological process (GO): fatty acid transport
Cellular component (GO): cytosol; nucleus
Molecular function (GO): fatty acid binding
Source: RefSeq, a predicted model, not a curated record
UGCUAAAAUCCGGUAAACCGAGUGGUUGUGUAUCGCAUUCUCGUCCCUUUGAACACCCGUACAUACCUCUAAGAUCGCAAUGGCCGUUUUCGAAGGAAAGAAGUACAAGAUGGAGAAGUCGGAGGGAUUCGAUGACUACAUGAAGGCACUCGGUGUCGGCAUUGUGCUGCGCAAGCUUGGCAACAGCAUCUCGCCGACGGUGGAGCUGGUGAAGAACGGCGACGAGUACACGUUCAACACGCUGUCCACCUUCAAGAACACCACCAUCAAGUUCAAGCUCGGCGAGGAGUUCGACGAGGAAACCGUCGAUGGCCGCAUGGUCAAGUCGGUGUGCACCCUCGAGGGCAACAAGCUGAUCCACGAGCAGAAGGGCGAGAAGCCGACCACCAUCGUGCGCGAAUUCACCGCUACCGAUCUGACUGCCACCAUGACCGCCGGAAACGCCAAGUGCGUCCGAUACUACAAGGCCAUCUAAGCCCGAACGGCGGCGUACCGCACCCAAGCAGUGAGAGGGAUCGAUCAUCCAGGACACCGACCGCUUUACCAUCGGGACGAAACAUUUCCAGCAUCAUUUGCAUUUACAUACAGUUGACGGAGAAGGAGGAGGAGCGCGCUUAGUCUUUUUGAAUGAGCGUGUUUUAGAAAACUACAAAAAGUCAUGUGAAACACACGUCACAUCACUGCGACCAACCCCCCGGGGGGGCGGGGGUCAUACAGAAAACAACAGAGGAAGAUAUCACGGUUCGUCCGUGUGCUGUAAUACAUCACCUAGGUCGUUCGAAUUAACCAAUAUGUAGCGAGAAGCAUACGUGUGUAGGGUAUGCGCAAACAUAACAAUAACGAUAAUAUUAUGUUUUCGGUUGUUUACUAUGAUUUAAAAUCAUAAUCAGUUUUGUUUUGUUGCUAAAAACGAAAGACUAAAAAUAAAGAAAGACCAAGCGUUAACGAUUUAUUAUAAAAUUA